AAUUUACUUCAUUUCCGCUGAAUAUCUUUGCUCAAACAGCUGCAUCGCACGGGGUAUUCAAAAGCAAUAAACAACGAUUUAUCACAGUUUGGCAUUCCCAUUAAACAGACAGGGUCUGCAGUCAACACAAAUAUGUCGCACACAAUUUUGCUUGUCCAGCCGACUAAGAGACCCGAGGGCCGCACAUAUGCUGACUAUGAGUCAGUGAAUGAAUGCAUGGAAGGUGUGUGCAAAAUGUAUGAAGAGCAUCUGAAGAGGAUGAAUCCAAACAGUCCCUCUAUCACUUACGACAUUAGUCAGUUGUUUGACUUUAUCGACGACUUGGCAGAUCUUAGCUGUCUUGUGUACAGGGCUGAUACCCAAACUUACCAGCCAUACAACAAAGACUGGAUCAAGGAGAAGAUAUAUGUCCUGCUGCGGCGUCAGGCUCAGCAGGCAGCAAAGUAAAGGCAAGAGUAACCAGUUGUCCUGCUACACACAUCUGGAAGGAGUUAGCGCUGCACUACAUUUCAACAGCGUCUUAUAGAUCUGUGUGUAAGGACAACAUUUUCAGUUAGAUGAGGGGAGGGUUUUCAUAUUAUACUGUACAUUGGGAAGGGAAGGGGACGGAAAUUUGGGGUUUAUAUAGAAGUGGAAUCGCCCUUGGCAGCACACACAUUUGUAAUUUUGUUACACUAUAAUGCGAGUGGGGCUAAUGGCUGCGAGGACUAACUUAUUAACGAAGAGGGAUCCCUAUUGGGAGAAAUGCUCCAUGGGCUAGAUAAAAACGUUUUUUUGUUUUGAUUUUUUGUUCAAAUUUUUAGUAGUGUGCAUUGAUUUUCUCUAAAAGUUGUGUGACAUUUUUUAUAUAUAUCUUUUCUGGACAGUUGGAUUUGAACAUGUUGCAGAUUUUGAAUGCAGGUACUUCAAUUUUAAAGGUCCAGGGUGUAGAAUUUAGUGGCAUCUAGCGGUACGGACUUGGCAGAAAUGGAAUAUAAUAUUCAUAAGUAUGUUUUAAUUAG
This is a messenger RNA of Thunnus maccoyii (southern bluefin tuna), 1001 nucleotides long. RefSeq names its product ERH mRNA splicing and mitosis factor (gene erh). The coding region runs from base 133 to 447 and encodes 104 amino acids. Lineage: Eukaryota; Metazoa; Chordata; Actinopteri; Scombriformes; Scombridae. The transcript is spliced from 4 exons. The record is from RefSeq and is a predicted model, not a curated record.